UUGCAGGAGUGCAGUUAAUUCUGUCCCACUACGGGUUUCGUUUGUCCCAUAGUGCUCACCACAAAUGUCAAAACAUCUGUGGUUUGUUUGUUUAUGUUCUUGAUAGUUUCCAAAAUUUGUCGCACGAUUUGGAUUGCUGGUUUACGUAGCCGUUUCUAUUGCUAGUAAUGAAAUUAAUCGUUGUUAUUCAGGUUUAAAAAUUGGAAAACAACCCGCGGAUCGCAAAGAAGCAGCUUAUCAAAAUAAUUUUUGGAGCUUUUGUGUGCGUGUGUGUGUGUGUGGGGGUGUGGAAAAACUGUAGUGUUUCGAAUCCAUUCACCUGUAAGCAAACAUCGGCCACCUCCAAACAUAAGCACCAUGCGUUGCAUAAUAUCUGUCCCGUGCGGUGGAACGCGACUACAGUGUUGUGGCGGCACAAAGCAAAAACGCGACAUCAAGGAACCGCAUCACUACUACUAGAGCACGUGGCGUACGCGUCGGACUACGACGAGCGCGCGCUACGCGCCCCGACGAAACGGCGAUCGAUGUCCGGCGUCGAGUUACGCGGUUAUUGUUGAUUGUGCUGCCGAGCCAGUCAGUUAGCGAACAAACACCGGCACGACUUAACACGCGUAAAGGUCGCGCUUCUGCUUAUCGUACUCUCAAGGUAGUGUACUUUCGAACGCGGUCAGUGUGCGUAGUGGAAACGCAUCUCUGAAAUCGGGAACUUCGUUAUCUCGGCCCCACCCGGAAAAGAGUUAAACGCUUACCGUGUGUCCUUGGGAAAUUCGCAUUUCGUUGCAUUCGCUCCAAACAAAUAUGGCAUCGGGGAGAAGUACACUGGCCGAAAGUCUCCGUGAGCUGUACCAGUUCAGUGUGGUCGACUACUGCAUGUUCGGUGCGAUGCUAAUCCUUUCGGCCGGCUGUGGAAUAUACUUUGGGUUUUUCAAAAGAAACAAAAGUGGUGAUGCGGAUACGCCCGAAAGCAGCAGCAGCGAUGACGAAAGUGCGCAUCGAACGGUAGUGAGUGGGUCUGGUCGAAAUAGAACAAAGACUACCUUCGGUUCCUCCACCAUGGAUGAGUAUCUGCUGGGGUCCAGAAAGCUGAAGGCAUUCCCGGUCGCGAUGAGCCUUGUGGCGGGUUAUAUAUCGGGCGUAACGAUACUUGGUACGCCGGCAGAAAUCUACAACUUCGGUACACAGUACUGGCUGAUCGUGAUACCAAUUCUACUGAUGGGAGUCGCCGUCUGUACCGUUUAUCUGCCAGUGUUCUGCUCACUGAAGCUAAACUCGUCGUAUGAAUAUCUGGAGCUAAGAUUCAAUUCUUACGUCCGGUCAAUAGCAUCGGUCAUGUUUGUCAUUGAUGAGCUUCUUUUCCUCCCGAUGAUCAUCUAUGUACCAGCGCUAGCAUUCAAUCAAGUGACCGGUUUCAAUCUGUACGUGAUUGGUGCGAUCGUGUGCGUCGUCUGCAUAUUUUACACCCUACUGGGAGGUAUUAAAGCUGUGGUAUUUACCGACGCGUGGCAGGUAGUGGUAAUGUUCAUCUCCGUCGUUGUCGUCGUCAUUAUCGGUACGAUUGCGAUCGGUGGUCCAGAUGUCAUUUGGGACCGCUCGGUAGAAGGUGGACGGAUAGAUUUCUUCAAUUUUAAUCCCUCCAUGUACGAGCGACAAACAUUUUGGGCUGUGCUAAUCGGUGGUUUCUUCUACUGGACCUCAUUCAACUCCGUGAACCAAACGAUGGUUCAGCGGUACAUGUCGCUACCAAAUCUGAAGAAAGCAAAGCUAUCCAUUGCUAUGUUUACGGUCGGUAUGGGAGUGUUUGUAUCCGUCUGUUGCUACGCCGGUUUGCUGCUGUAUGGAAAGUAUUUCGAAUGUGACCCGGCAACGGUUGGGCUUGUAACGACGGAUGAUCAACUAUUUCCUCACUACGUGAUGGAAUCUGUGGGAAAACUGAAAGGCAUCCCAGGAUUGUUUAUUGCCGGUGUGUUUGGUGCUGCACUCAGUUCACUUUCCGUAGUGCUAAACUCUACCUCCGCUGUGCUGCUGGAGGACAUCUUGAAAGGACUGUUUCGGGUCAAUCCGUCUCCGUUCGUGGCGAACGUGUUUGUGCGCGGUAGCGUUGUUGUACUGGGACUGGCCGCUAUGGGUUGCCUGUUCAUCAUCGAGAAGCUGGGUGGAAUACUGAGUGUUGCUACCUCCCUGUCGGCGAUUGCUGCCGGCACAACGUGUGGCAUUUUCACCCUGGGAAUGUUGAUUCCGUGGAGCAACACGAAAGGUGCACUGUUCGGUGGUGUAUCGGGUGCCCUUCUGUCCGGUUGGGUUUCCCUUGGCAGUCAGUUUGCUGGUGCAGCGGGUGAAAUUGUACCCCAUAAGCUACCUGUUUCGGUGAGCGGAUGUAUCGAGGAUCUGAUCACAAAUGUUACGCUGGUGAAUCCAAUCUAUCCGGAUGAAGGUGCUGUUUUCCCGCUGUAUCGGCUUUCAUACCACUGGAUCACACCGAUCGGUGUACUGACGGUACUGAUCGUUGGUACAGCCGUAUCGUUCAUCACAGGACCGCGCGAUCUACGACACAUCGAUCCGGAACUCAUCUCACCGGUCAUCCAUCGAUUCUUGCCACAGGAAUCGUUCGGUAAUUUCGGCACGGCAAGCAAGAAUUCAGCACCGGGACCAGUGGUUUUUAGCGAAGAAAUGCAACCACACACAAACGUGUCCUCCUCUACGGGUGGAAACCCGUACGGUACGACGGUGGAACGAAAUGGACAGGUAUUGAAAUCUCGAUGAUGAAGCUGUAGAUCGCGUGCAAAUGACUCAUAAUCAAGAAACACAUAUCCCGACGAGAUUCCCGCUACGUGAACCGGGAUAUCCGCGGCAGCUCUGUGCCAAAUUUGGUCACCAAAUGGAUCUGUUCCACUACUGACAUAGAAGCGAAAGUAUUGAAGUAUGUGCAAAGACAAACGACAAAGACACACCUAGCGUAGGGCGCGGUAAUUGAGCCCACACCACUAGAAAGACUGUGUGUAAAACAAUCGAGUGUCCAAUUAGCUUCCUAUAGAGUGAGGUGGGGUUUUGGUGGGGCACUGGAAAACUGUUUAGUAAUUAGCAAAGAGUGUAUAUUGUUUUGUAUUUGUAUUUAACUCUUUGUUUUACAUGUGUAAGGAUUUACGUGAUUGUAAACGUAUUGUUUACAACAAACACUUCUAAUCAACAACUCUUCCUCUUCCCCACCAUAUCGUUACACAAUCUGUGAUAAACUUUGGUGCAAAAUGUGAAUGGAAAACAGCGUGUGGAAUGAGUACUGUUUUUUUUUGUUUGGUAGUUGUGGUUGUUAUUAUUGAUUGAGAGGUGUUUGAUUGCCAUGAAAGUUGUUUCAACUUGGGGUUGUCUAGUAUAAACGAUGUGCUUAGUGAAAAUUUAUUAAUGUUGAGUGCUUAAAACGGAUGACAGGUGUAUGUAAAAUGCGUAUAAAAUAAAACCAAUUUAUGAAUACCGGUA
Molecule: messenger RNA, 3471 nt
Organism: Anopheles funestus (African malaria mosquito)
Lineage: Eukaryota; Metazoa; Arthropoda; Insecta; Diptera; Culicidae
Product: sodium-coupled monocarboxylate transporter 1-like
Exons: 9
Coding region: 799-2760 (653 amino acids)
Biological process (GO): sodium ion transport; transmembrane transport
Cellular component (GO): membrane
Molecular function (GO): symporter activity
Source: RefSeq, a predicted model, not a curated record